UUAUGUCAUACUGACCCUGUUUUGGUUCUGUCAAUAAUAAAAAGAACUAAAAAUUAUCAACACAAUAUGUUAGAAAUUAUAAACGGAUUCCUAGUCGUGUAUUUUGUUAUUCUUUGUACUCUGAGUGCCAUAGUACCAAUAUUAGUAAAACCGAUAGCAGCAUGUUUUUCGAGACCAUCAAGCAAAGAACGUUCAAUUUUAACUGAAUUGAUAAAACUCAAAGCUGAACAACAGAAGAUAUCAAUGAAAGACGAGUUUGCAGCUUACUCCAAAUUACAACGUAAAAUAAAUAAACUCGAUAGUGAAUUGAAAGAAAAUUCUCAAUCACGAUUAAGCAAAAGCUUAGCUAUCAAAGGAUCAAUAAAUAUAAUUUUACAAGUAGUGGUUGCAUUAAUAAUAAUCAUAUCCGUGAUUUGGUUCAGACGUGAACCAAUUGUAGCUUUGAAUUCGAAUCUGUUUCCUUUCUCAACAAUGCUUAGAUAUCCCAGUGAUAUGCCAAAUGCCAUCUCUACUCAUGUGUGGGUAGUGAUAUCAAAUGUAUCAAUAAGAUCCUUACUUAAACCCAUUUUAUCUUAAUAUACUAAUUUUAAAGUUUUUGUAUAAAUUUAUGUAAAAUAAAAAACUACUAAGUAUUUCAGUGCUUCCUAUGCCUAAAAUGAGGACUUAAGUGUUUGUAAUCAAUAUUAAUAUUUGAAAUUGAAGGAAAUGUAGCAUGGUACAAUAUUAAUAACAAAAAUUUUCAUUUUAUUAAAAAUCUAAAUUCUGACUACUGUAGGUGGCAUCCAUUUGUAAUGUAUUAUAUCUGACUUAUGCGGCAUUAUAUAUAAUAAACGAGGGUGGGUAUAACAAA
Molecule: messenger RNA, 850 nt
Organism: Melitaea cinxia (Glanville fritillary)
Lineage: Eukaryota; Metazoa; Arthropoda; Insecta; Lepidoptera; Nymphalidae
Product: guided entry of tail-anchored proteins factor 1-like
Exons: 2
Coding region: 67-576 (169 amino acids)
Biological process (GO): tail-anchored membrane protein insertion into ER membrane
Source: RefSeq, a predicted model, not a curated record